Magnolia sinica is the source of this 1670-nucleotide messenger RNA. Its product is annotated as protein NRT1/ PTR FAMILY 4.5-like. The record is from RefSeq and is a predicted model, not a curated record. The transcript is spliced from 4 exons. Gene Ontology annotation, biological process: transmembrane transport. Lineage: Eukaryota; Viridiplantae; Streptophyta; Magnoliopsida; Magnoliales; Magnoliaceae. Gene Ontology annotation, cellular component: membrane. The coding region runs from base 3 to 1670 and encodes 555 amino acids. Gene Ontology annotation, molecular function: transmembrane transporter activity.
CUAUGGAAGGACUUGAGAAUAUGGCAUUCGUAUCAAAUGCAGUGAGCCUUGUGACUUACUUCAAUGGUUAUAUGAACUUUGGCCUGACUAAGUCAGCCACCACACUCACAAACUUCAUGGGCACAUCAUUUCUAUUGGCACUGUUUGGAGGGUUCAUCUCAGACACAUAUCUGUCCAGAUUCAAGACAUGUGUCCUCUUCGGAUGCGUCGAACUCAUGGGAUAUGCUCUUUUAACUGUCCAAGCCCACUUCGAUAUCUUUCGGCCCACUCCAUGCAAAGGCGUGGCGCUACUCAGCAACGGCCAAUGUGAGCCCGCGAAGGCGGGCCAAUCUGCAAUCCUGUACUCUGGAUUGUACCUCGUGGCGCUGGGAACGAGCGGGGUCAAGGCGGCACUACCGUCGCUCGGGGCAGACCAGUUCGAUGAGAGGGACCCAAUGGAAGCGGCCCACCUCUCAAGUUUCUUCAAUUGGUUCCUCUUUAGCCUGACCAUCGGAGCGUCGGUCGGGGUGACGUUCGUGGUCUGGAUCAGCUCUAACCAGGGGUGGGACUGGGGGUUUGGUGUGUGCACCGUCGCGGUCUUCUUCGCCAUCGUGUUCAUCUUCAUGGGCAGGUCUACUUAUCGGAACAACGUCCCGGGAGGCGGGUCCAUCCUUCGGGUUCUACAGGUAUUAGUAGCUGCCACUCGGAACUGGAGGCUACCAGUACCGGACUCUGCAGAUGAACUGCAUGAGUUGCAUGACAAGGAAACGGGAAUCCAAAUUGAAAUUCUUCAAAGAACUAACCAAUUCAGGUUUCUCGAUCGAGCGGCCAUAUCAAGGAGUAUUGAGGAUGUAUCGUCACCACACAUUGGCGGAUCAUGGAGAAUUUGCACAGUGACCCAAGUGGAAGAAACGAAGAUUCUCCUCCGAAUGCUUCCAAUCAUACUCAGCACAAUAUUCAUGAACACAUGCCUGGCCCAGCUACAGACAUUCACGGUCCAACAAGGUGUGACCAUGGACACAAACCUCUUGGGCUUCCGCGUUCCGGCCCCAUCACUCCCUGUCAUCCCUCUCCUCUUCAUGGCCCUCCUCAUCCCCCUCUAUGAUCGCAUCUUCGUCCCAAUAGCCCGUAAGAUCACCGGCAUUCCCACAGGCAUCCGUCACCUCCAACGCAUUGGAAUUGGGCUAGUCCUAUCAGCGAUCUCAAUGGCGAUCGCCGGUGUCGUCGAGACACGUCGAAAAUCAGUCGCAGUCCAUCAUGGCAUGGUCAACUCCAUCGACCCAUUGCCGAUAAGCGUCUUCUGGCUCGGGUUCCAAUACGCAGUCUUCGGCGUCGCCGACCUGUUUACGCUCGUGGGUCUGCUUGAAUUCUUCAACGGCGAGAGCUCGGUAGGUAUGAAGUCACUUGGGACUGCCAUUUCAUGGUGCUCCUUCGCUUUCGGGUACUAUGGGAGCUCAGUAGUGGUAGAAGUAGUAAAUCAAGCAAGUGGAGGAUGGUUGGCUGGAAAUAAUUUGAAUAGAAGUAAGUUGAAUUAUUUCUAUUGGCUGUUGGCUGGUUUAAGUGUUUUGAAUUUUGGGGUGUAUUUGCUUUGUGCUUCUUGGUACAAAUAUAAGAAGGUGGAGGUUAAGAAGAUGGCUCAUGUUAGCAAUGGGGUGGAGGAUAAGGAAUAUGGGGUGAAGUUUAAGGGAUGA